Messenger RNA from Xyrichtys novacula (pearly razorfish), 20601 nucleotides. NCBI's taxonomy places the organism in Eukaryota, Metazoa, Chordata, Actinopteri, Labriformes, Labridae. The record is from the annotation of a GenBank genome assembly.
AUGGCUGCAGAACACGGAGAGCUGUUGGCUGAGAUGGCCACCAUUGGGCGCCUGAGUGCCACCGAGCGCCUGAAGCACGCCCAGAAGCGUCGUGCCCAGCAGCUGAAGGCAUGGGCGCAGAUGGAGAAGGACGCAGCACGAGGUUCGAGAGCCAAAGCUGACAAGAGGAAGAAGACGCGGACCACGAAAGUCACAUUCCCAAACACCAUCACUCUGCUGGAUGCUGCUGCACGCUGUGACCUAGAAGAGGGUUAGUAAAAAAAACAGACACUUUGUAACACCCACAGCGAAAAAAGGCCUCACAAAGUCAUCCAUGCAUUUGUAUUCAAUUAGAAUUUGUCAGGAAAAUGAGGCUUUUCACUUAGAUAUUCACCUGUCAGAGUUCAAUAUUGUGAAAGUAUUUUGGCUCUCAGAGCCAGGGAGUACUGAGGCUCAGUCCAAGGCUCUGUACCCACUAGGUCCCUGGCAUAUGGAUAUGAUUGUUUCCUUACCUUUUUAUAUAAGUCAGAAUUUAAAUUUACAUUUGAACAAGUAGAAAAUCUGUCUACUUUUGAACAUCUCUUGUGCUGUCCCACUGUUAAAUCUUCAUGUGGGUGGGUUUUUGUGUGGACUUGAAAAUGCCAGUUUCUAGGGCUGAGACGAUAUGCUGUUUCUCCCGAUUCGAUUAUUCUACAAGUUUUUGGGUGCCGAUUUGAUUUCAACUGCUAUUCUACAAUAUUGUCGAUUUUCUCAAUUUUUAGUCUGCAUUUUUAACACCAGUUAAACAGUUGAAUGAUUAUGAUUAUCCACUGACUAUUCUAGGAACCAUAUUUCCCCAAAAAUACACAUCACAUGUAAGUCAGUUUUUAAGAUCUAUUCCUAAAUUUGACAAAAAUAUGAUGUUUGAACGAAAAAAUCGAUUUAAAAAUUGUCAAACAAAAGAUUGCGAUACUUAUGUGAAUCGAUUUUUUUCUCCCACCUCUAAUAGUUACCCUCUUUAUUUGUGUAUUACUGCAGACUUCGCGGUUGCAAACUUGGUCAUGUCGGGAAAAGAUUGUCCAGCUUUCCAGGCUUGUUACAAUUUGCUAAAAUAUGCAAAUAAUGUGAUGCAUGAUGCAUACUAAAGGAGGAAUUUUUGUAUGACUUAACAGUGCAUGUUUUUUUCAUGCAAUUAUAUUGUGUCUCACUCCUUGUUUUUUACCAUCUCAAGGCCUUCACUUAAUCACUGCAUGUGUAGCGGCAUUUAAAUCCCUUGGGGGUGGGAUUCAGCCUAUGACUGCGGCAUUUGGCCCCUUUUUUGCUACUGACCUCCUGAUACAUAAGCACUUUUUUGACCGCUGGCGUGUUGCUCUAUACAACACAGAAUCAAAAGGAAGUUAAUCAUGUUUUAUUCAUCCAAAAUACGUCACACAGUCAAGGCUGUCUAUUAUGAGUGGUGUUAAUGUCAGCAGCAGGAUCGUUGCUAAUUAUAGCUGCAGUUUAUCACUAACUUACACCAAAUGAGGGAGUGUCUUUUAUCUAUUCAUAGACUGAUAGGGUUAUGAUGUUUAUCAGAAAAAGGACUCUGCUCAGGGUGAGUUAUAAUGAUGUUCAUGUGUGUUUUUGUGUGUGUGUGUUCUUGUUCCUUUUAGUGAGGGAGCUGCUUAACAGUGGUGUCAGCCCAGAUCUGGUCAACGAAGAUGGCCUCACAGCUCUACACCAGGUACUCGCUCUGACUGCCGGCUAUGUUUGAAAUGCCAAAACGAGCCUGUCAGACAAAUUCCAGUGCGCUUAAGGUCUUAAGUAUGUGAUGGUUAAGCGUACUGGUACUCACUCCCACAUGUUCAGCGGCUAAUACAGGCACAGCUUUGCAGAAGAUCGGAUGAGGUUAAUUCCACACUUUGAUUCUAAGUCAAGCCCUUACAUUGACAAGACAGGUCCCCCUUUUUGCCCAGCAGGUGUGUGUAUUUCUGUGUAGUGGAAUCACAGCUUACAGUUCACUGAGUACUGUUUGCCUUUAUUUUGUCUGACUCUAAACUUAUCUGAAGUUUACAUGAGCGCGCUACAUUGUUCCCACCAUCUGCACCUUGAGGUGAGGAUGAUUUGCUAAUGUUUACAUUCCCUUCCUGAUCAGAUAGUGGAUUUAAGAGAAGCCCAUGAAAGACUUAAGUGUUUUAUUAGUUUGAUCUUAACACAUACAAGUCUAAGAAUAUUUAUACAGGUACUGUCUGAGUCCCUCCCUACAAGUAAACGCUUAAACCUGCCACUAUAAAUUCAUGAGAGAGGUAUUUGUGUACACAGAGAACUCUUUAUAAAAUCAGUUGACUCUGCUCUUCCCCUUGGAAAACUUUGUGUUUACACAGCAAAGGGUUGGGCCGAGCAUGCAAAUGUUUUCUACAACACGAGCCCGUGUGUUCGCUGCCUGAAAUUGUCAUGCCUACAGUCUGUUUACUCAAGUUGUCAAUGCAUGUUUUGUGGCCGUCUGCACCUCUUUUGGCAAUCACACGGGGGUGACAAAUAUUCACAUUUGCCCCUUUCUCCCCAGUGCUGUAUUGAUGACUUUGUGGACGUAGUGCAGUGCCUGCUAGAUGCUGGUGCCAAUGUGAAUGCCUGUGAUAGUGAGCUGUGGACUCCGCUGCAUGCUGCUGCCACCUGUGGACACACCGGGCUGGUGCAGCUCCUAAUUCAGGCGUGAGUUCAACCAUUUGCACCUUCAGCCCCAUUAUUAUACAUCCUUCUUUCAUGGAGAGUAAUUCAAGAUCCCUCAAAAAAAACAAACACAGUUAUAUCAAAUGUUUUUGAUCUGUGUUACUAUUUUUUUUCAGACAAAUCAGGCAAAAAUUCAGGCAAACUGGAUAUAAUUGUCUAUCAAGAGCUUAUGCAACAACAGUGAAAGUCUGCUUUACAAAAAUGCAAAUAUGGCUGCAGCUUGACUUAAAACUCACUUUGCAAGCAAAUGAAUAUUCUGAAGUGGCUGAGCUAAUCAUCUGUCUUUGCAUAUGGCACAUUCAUACCAGUGUUUGUGUGUGUGUUUAUGCUUCUAGUGGGGCUGACCUGCUGGCUGUCAAUGCAGACGGCAACAUGCCCUAUGACCUCUGUGAGGAUGAGGCCACCCUGGAGCUGCUGGAGAUGGUCAUGGCCGAACAGGGUCAGUAAACCGUGUCAAAUCAAACUUCAUAUUUAAGUUGCGUUCAUUUCUUUACCUGGUAUGUGCCUGAAAAGAAAAGUAGUCAUUUAUUUUUAAUCAUAAUCUUUAGAUGAUUAAAACCAAAACAGUUUCAGAGAUGGUCAAGACAUUAAGCUGCCAUGCACUUUUAAAUACCAUCUGUUUGAUUAACAUCUUUGUCUUUCAAGCCUUGCAUCCAAUAUGUUAGUAAAAAUUUGAAGUAUUAAUCAGACUUCUUUGUACAAAACCAUUCUGGGUCAAAUUUCUACCUACUUAUUCUCGCUCUUAAUCCAGAAGGUUGUUAAUAAACUUGCUCAACAUUGAACAACUGUUUUUUCCACAAGUCUGAAGUGAAUUUGGUAAGAAAGCUUAGAGUUUUAGCACCCAGUGCACACAGUCCCAAACUUCAAAAUGAACGUAACCCAAAUGUUUUAUGUUUAUGGAACUGUAUUUGGAUCUCAGCCCAACAAACCUCACUCUGUGUUUUCUUAUCUGAUCAUAUUCAAAUGAUAAAAAAGGAUAAAGUCUUAUGGUUAGUGUUCUCUCUCCUUCUGGACUUCAAUUUAAUUUUAAGAGGUACUCUACAACAAAUGUUUUGUAAAAGGAAAAAGUUUGUUUUUAUAAUCAUACACCUUCCCGUCAUUUGUCUGCCACACUUAAUAUCAGGUGUUACACACGAGUGACCAGACUCAGCCGAAAAUAAAACUACUGACGGCUAUAAGCUAAGACUGUUACUGUCUGUGUGCCAACUGGCAUCAUAUCUUUUGUGUGUGUGUGUGUGUAGGUAUAACUCAGGACCGCAUAGAUGAAUGUCGAGGAGCUAAAGAGGCAGCCAUGCUGACUGACAUUCAGGCUCUUAUUCAGAGCGGCGCAGACUUAAACGCUCAGGAUGAUAAUGGAGCAACUCUGGUGAGAGAGGAAAAUAUCUGUUUUACAUUGACAGCAUUUGUUUUUCCAAAGUGUAUUUACAGUUUUAUAUUUUAUAGUGACCCAAAACUUACUUUCCACAGCUACACAUCGCGUCAUCUAACGGCUACAUGUCAGUGGGAGAACUCUUGCUUGAGCACAGGGCUCAGGUGGAGGUGAAAGACUCUGAUGGCUGGACGCCGCUACAUGCUGCGGCCUGCUGGGGUCAAGUAAGUGAGAAGAAGAAGAAGAAGAAACGCAAGAACUUUCCAAGUUUCUUCAGUAACAUAUCACUUGUGUUAUUUGCAUUUGUGUAAUAGAUCCAAAUGGUGGAGCUGUUGGUGGCUCAUGGCGCCAGUUUAAAUACCAAGUCUGUCCUGGAGGAGACACCUCUAGGUAAAACAAGCAGUUUUGCUCUAGUAUACCUGAAUAGCAGCAUUCUUCACCUAUAUAUCUGCUUCAAGAGUAAAAUGAGCCAAAGUUUAAAAAGGGGCUCCUCUUUUAGAGCGCCACACACUCAGUGGUGGCUUUUAUAGGCUUUUUCUUUCAUACUUAAAUGCUUUUUAGAUGUGUGUGUGGACGAGGAAGUCAGAGCCAAACUGAUGGACCUGAAGCACAAACAUGAUGCCAUCAUGAAGAGCCAGGAUCGACAGAAAGGCACGCUGCAAAGACGAGCCUCCAGCGCAGGCAGCAGAGGGUGAGAGGGGAUAUUAGUGCGGGGUACAGAGAGCUCAGAGGGUGAAAGUUACACAACAAUACAAAGUUGGAGCUGUUUAGUGCUUUACUCAGCUGUCUCUCUUGUUUGUCUUUACAGUAAGGUGGUGCGUCGUGUCAGUGUGAAUGAGCGCUCCAGUCUGUACCGGCGGGAGCAUCACAAAGAGGCCAUGGUGUGGCAGGAGCGUGGGCGGCAGCCAGAACCACAGGAUGACGAUGAGGACCGACAAACGGAUAAUGAGCUGCACCAGCAUGCCACAAUGGUGACUGAGAACAUUGUUGUGGGUGUUUUUAAAGAAGACCCGUCACGUUUUACUAGCUCAUGUAACAUUUCCAAAGAGUUGAAGCUGAUCAGUGUAACAUGUUGGUCUUCAGGUCGCGGGUGCUGAUGCCACGUCACGUUUAGAAGAACUGGAGGCCGCAGACAGGAAAAUAGUGUCCAGUCUCGGUAAUGGAGGGACAUCUGUUUCUCUGGCCUCAUCUGUACCAGGAGAGCUGUGGAUCGGUGGGGGUCUCAUGGAUCGCAGUGCCUCAUACCAGCUUAGUCCUGCAUCAGGGUCGGGAGACGGCGAAGGGGCAGACAGUAUGACUCGGGAGAAAUCCCACCACACCCUGGCCGACCUGAAACGCCAGCGGGCUGCUGCCAAGCUGAAUAAGUACCCAGCACCUGCACCACCUUUGCCCCCCACAGUAGAAGAGCAGCCUUCGAGCACGGCCGCAGAGGCAACAACCACUCAGGCUCAGACAGCGGUCCAUCUGACACCCAUCCCAGUGGAGGAGGUCUCUCCGAGCCAAGUGUACUUCACCCAAGCGAGCGGAGACCCUCCACUGCUGAAACUCAGAGCACCCGAGGAGGAACAGCCGAACAAUAAGGAGCCGUGCUGCGGACUUAUGUAGACUUACACACCCAUACCCACUUACACACUCCAACACACUGCCCGGAGAGGCGUGUUACAUUUCAAAGUGGCAAAAAGCUGAUUUAAAAACCAAUAUGCUUGAAAAGAAUCAUACGUUAGGUUCACAUGCCAAUGACUGAUCAAUCUAAACUACAUUUCAGAGGAGUGAAGCACAAUCUUUGUGUUUAUUCGACCCUAAACCUGAAAUCAGUAACACCUAACACUAAGGUCCUUGGACUGCUCUCUUACUGGUGGAUUUAUAAUUCACUGGAGAUCAGAGUUAAGUUAAUGUUAAUGGCAGGAGAACUAGAAACCCCAGUGUUCAAAUCACAGAUUCACCUUUUCUUGAUCACUUCUCUUAUUUCUUACUUCACUGCUCACCAACAAAAAACUCUGAAUCAUGUUUAGGUUAAAAUAUUCAUUUAAUGCUUCAUGAGAUUAAACCGCAGUUAAGAUUUUCAGAAAUAAUAAUGAGGUUAAAUUCACUAUGAAUGGUACAUGAUCUAUAAUUUCAUACAUUUACAUUAUGAUUUAAAGGUUUUUCAUGGUUGGGAGAAUUCUCGUUUGAUACAUGUUAGUUUCAGUUUACAUUUGAGCUACUCUGAAUUUACAGACACAACAGUGUGAACAAGGAGCGUAUCCUUGUUUUUUUUUUUUUCCUUGAACUGAAGAUAUAGUGGUUUUCUUUUAUUCUUCAAUGCACAAAAAGUCUAAAUCUCAAUAUUUUUAAUGGUGCAAUUUGUAAAUUAAGUGUUUGUCUAUAAAAGAAUGUGAACUGAUUUACAUUUAAAUCAGUGGAUAAUCACUUAGCUGAUCAUUAUCAAUCUUUAAAUAAUGUUUUUUUUCUGUCAGUAUUUCUAUUUUUCUACCCCAAAUUGAAUCAAAUUAUUUAUUCUAUCUAAUACAGAGUAAGACUAAAAGUGUACAGCUCUUGUACCUUUUGUUAAGAUAAAAGUCUGAACAAAAUAUUUAUCGAAGAGAUUAUGGAUUUUUUUAUCAAGCUAUGUAAACUCGUCAUAUGAUUGUGUAUUAAAAACUUGUGCCUUCCUUGGGUGGCAGAUUUUAUAUCUUUCUGCGCUAAGUUAUACAAGAUAAUUUGUCGAGGAGUGAGGCAAAAUCAGACAUGGACUCCAUCUUCAUGUGCUUUCAAUGCACUUCAGUUUCAGUCAUGCAUUUCAGAUUUGUUAGUGAUUUUUACUGAGCCCUGUUUAGAAAAAGAAAACAUAAAAAAGCGUUUUCAAAAAAGGAGUUUCACUUGUUUUUCUACAUGCAUGUGGUCUCUGAGUAUGACGUCAAUCUUUGUUUAAUCAUGGCUAAAAAGGAACAACCAAUUACAGCCCUCACGUUCUGGGCUUUUCACUUACAAGACUUCAGCUGGAGACAAAUGUCUCCAUCUUGUGGUCAAACUCCUACUCCUCCAGUGCCUUUUUCCUCUUGCAUCAUGUGUCCAGUCACUAACUGGGAAGACAUCUCAGUUGUCACUGCCGAGUCUGAUCCACCUGCCAAGGCAGCACAUGACCCACAUAGUAAACACUGUAGUUAUAAAACUAUGACAGUACAGUAAAAGAGUAUAAUCGCUUGUUUUAGGCUAACAAAGCACUCCGUUUGAGUUUAAGUAACACGAGAACUUGUUUUAGGAUUAUUUGUUCAUUAAAUGCUCAACCCAAAAUCCAAACAAGCACUAACAUGUACACAGUUUUAUACUCUUUAAAGGACAUAGCAUUAGUGGCCUUGCUAACAGUUGUACAUAGGGUGUGUUAAAAAUGGAUCCUGCUUAUGUUCAGACAUGUUAUGACUGUGAGCCAAGGCCACUUAGUGGGACUGGCCCUUUAAAUCUUCAAACAUUAAAGUCUCAAGAGAGCUGAUUUCAAGUACUAUCUGUUCCUCCAUGUUCAUCUGUCUUUUAAAAUGAAACAGAGGUCAGAUAGAUCAUAUUAUGUUGUGUUAUACUGCCAAAUUACGCACUGCAUGACACACACAAGUCACAGGGCCAUCACAUGCUCAUAUGUGAACCGUUUUAGUUUAGGAUAUCAAAUGUCUUUCCCCAAGCUCUGUCCAAGACAUCUGUGGGGUUUCUUGGUCUCACACUCUGUUCCUCUCACACAUAGGAAGCUUAUCAUGUUGCUCUCUCUCUCUCUCUUGUCUAAACAAAAGACAAGCAGAGGAAGAUUUGGAUCUCCAGCUUUUUUGAAAUCCUAAACUCUCAAGUCCACCCCCCUCAGUCUCUCUCUGUUUUAUUAACUUGAUAGAUAGCUCUCUUAGCUCUCAGUAUGCAUGUUUGUGAUAUGCAUUGGUGGUAUCUGGUAUGACGUCCAAACCUGUGUUAUGCUAUGAGGAGCUGUGUGGUAUAUAACAGGCUGGGAAAUACAGAUAAGGUCCAUGAUAAACUGCUGAUCUCUGUCUGCCGAAGACCAUUUCUCAGUCUGUUUCUCCUUAUCUUAACCUGAACCUGUCUUGACCCCCGUCAGUCACCUCUGCAAACCUUUAACCCGAACUACGCAGGGCAGCUGUAUGCAAACACAAAGCGGAAAAGGGGAAACAGACUCUGCCACAGAGCUACAUUCAGCUCUAUUUUUGUCUAUUACUUUAGCAUUACAGUAAAAUGAAAAGCUUGAGCAUUUACUUCUGCAAUCUGAAGGCUUUUUUCCAAAAUCUCCUUGUUGUAAUGCAGGGCGCAUGAUAGAUUAAAGGAUACACAGUGAGACACACUACCCUCAAGCAGUAAUGCAAGGUAUGUAGUUUUUGUCAUUAAGUUUUCAAGAAAAGCUCCUCACCCUUUGUAAUCAUGUUAAUUUUUUUCUUUUUUGAUCUGUCUACAAUGUACCUUUGAGCCAGGGUGUGUCUUGGGGACUCGGCCUCAUUUUAACUCACUCCCUUGCUGUACUCCUGACUUGUAACCUCUCCUAUUUCAUCUGGUACCAGCCAAACGGGUGUACCUCAACCUCUGUGUGGGAAAUGUGUCACAAGACCAAGCAACCCAACCAGGCAGUGACAGGUCUGUACAAACCACUCUAGCUGGUGGACACGGGCAGCUUACUUACUCUGCACUCUGCUAAGUUUGCUGUCCUCAAUGGCAGGAACAGACCAGCUGAAAAGGAGAAAUGCCUCCAAAUAAAAUAAAAAAAUACUUGGCUAAUUUAACUCUGGUGACGCUUAGCAACCAGACACUCGCUGACACACGUGCAACACCCAUCCUCCCUUUCUGAGAGACACUGAGCUCUAUUGAACAUUUCGUAUGUUUUCUUUAUUUUAAUAUCAAGAGAAAUCAAAGCUGCAGUGAUGAACUUUGAGUUUGUGUCAACUUGGCGCCCCCUGUGGACAAAGUAAUAUUUAGCUUAUCUUGUCGUUCCCAUGCUCAAGUAAUGACAUCUGGCAGAAAACUCUCAUCCUGCUGACUUUCAACCGUGAAAUCUACUAUUUCUUAUGAAUUUUUAUGUGGAAAUGUAUUUCAAAAAUUGAGCUGUUUGUGUAGCUGCUUGGUGACUCCUACCCUCUCGCACCAUUUUGGGAUGUGAAACAAUAGCAGUAUGGAAAGUGUCAGUUUUGUUACUUACGAUCCUGUGUGGUUCUGUACGCCACAAAAAAGCAUGAGUAUGAAUUUCAGUCAGUUUUUGAAAACAAACUCUUCACAGGAGCUUUCAGAAGUAUUUUUGUAUUAUCUUUAAGCUAAUUUAGCCAUAUUUUUGUAGUAUAGAGAUUAAAGGGAUAUUCUGUUGUAAAAUUAAUUUAGGGUCAAACACACCAUAACACUAAGUUAGACAGCUCCGCGAGAGAUGAAUAUUGCCGACCGCUUGCUUCUCUAGUUUUACCAACUUUAGUAACAGCCGCACGAUAGCAAUACACAACAGUCUGUUGAGUAUUGCUAUCGUGCGGUCGUUACUUAAGUUGGUUUAACUAGAGAAGCAAGUGGUCGGCAACAUUCAUCUCUCAAGGGGGUGUCUAACUCGGUGUUAUCGUAUGUUUGACCCUAAAUGAAUUUUACGCCGGAAUAUCCCUUUAAUGUGAAACCCUAGAGUAGUGUUGUGUCAUUCGCAAACGAUUCUUUCAAAAGAACCAAAUCGUUUAUAUGAACGUACGUAGCGAUUAGUCUGUUUCUCACUUCAGUUGAGCUGAAGUGAGAAACAGCAUUGUCAGGCCAGCAGCUGGCGAACGAGGGUGAACGAAUCACAAAUCGAACUACACUCUCUGGAAUCAUUUUUGUCAGAAAAAACUACCUUUUUUUCACUGCUAAAUUGCCACCACAACAACUUGCAUACAACGGUACACAGCAUGUAACAAGUAGUGCAUUAAACCCGCAGCAUCCUAUCAUUGCAGCGGUUUGCGAGGGAAUGGUGUAUGUUCAGUGUGAAUUCAUCUAAAGGUUCGGUGAAUGAAUCACUCACUGACCCCAAUUUACCAAGCAGCAUGGUACAUCAUGACUUAUAAACAAGUUAAUUUUUACAAACCUGUUUGCCAAAGCAACUCAGCCAAACACUUUCAUCUCCCGGUCACAGAAGCUAUAAACUGAACUGAAUCCUGAAACAUUCAGCUGUGUAUCAGUUCAGGAGGUCGCAGUCACAGGCUUCUCCCACUAAAUGAUUCAGUGAUUUGGUGAACGAAUCUUUUCAGUGAACUGAUUCUAGUGAUUCAGUAAAUCUAAAAUAACUGCCGCGCCCAUCACUACCCUAGAGAAUCCCUCUCUUUUUCAGUCUAAUGUUGGCAGGAAGCCCAUGCCACCCCUGAAUCUACAAACUCAGGCUCCGCCACUGUCAAUUCAGUCUCUUCACCCCCAGUGAGAUUCGUUGUUUCUCUGAAAGUUUGACAAACUUUCCAAAGUAGAGCUGUGCUGUUUCUGCAGACUAGGCGGAGGGCACUUAAGGUAACGUUUAAGCGUCCGUAAGCACACUGAAGCCACAGCAGCGGCAGAGUACAGUGAAGGAAUCCAGCCAACCAUGGGCUGGCGCGAGCGAAGGCGUGUCGUCCGGGUGGGAAUAUGAAGCGCGAGAGGCUCAACUGUCAGUCAGGGGCUGGAGGAGCUGAAAGAGGGAAAGUAAACACUCACACGAGCUGAGCUAACUUCUGCAGCCGAACAACUGGUAACAGCUGAUACUCUUUAUCACCUCCUGAACAGGCUCGCAUGUGAAUUUCUGUUCAUUCACGAUGUUUCUCAAUGUACUUCUAUGUUUCAGAUUAUCAGACCGCGCGGCGACAACGGCAGGAAAAACAGCGUGCGCGUGACAUAACACAAAAAAAGAGAAAAUGUCCCAGCAGGCAGUGAACGGGGUCCCGCACCGGGGCAAGGUGCUCACUCUGGAUAACAUGAACCCCAAUGUGAAGCGGGUCGAGUACGCGGUGCGAGGUCCGAUAGUGCAGCGGGCGGUUCAGAUAGAGAAGGAGCUGAAAGAGGUAAAGUGUUUGGGGGCUGCAGGAGGCGCGCUCCUCACACACUCACUCACUCACUCACUCACAGAAGUUUGAUAAUGUAUGCAGGGGGGUGGUUAUAGUACUGUGGUGCCAAAAAACAAGUAAAAAGUGUUCAAGAUGGUGAUAUAUGCAUGGUUUCACUAACAAUAGAGCAUGUGUGGUGGUCCAUGGGGUAUAGUUGUGAGGUAUGUGGAGCACAGGCUUGUUGUGAGGAUAAAGUAAUGCUCUUCACAGCUGUGUAACCUCUUCAACAGCUGGAAUUUGACCUCAAAAAGCAGCAAAACAUCAGUAAUUUCUGCUUUAAGCUGACAGCUGUAUACUUUGUGGCCAAACAUCACAGCAGAAAAAAAGUAUUUUGAUCUCAUUCAACAACUUUUUUUCCCCUUAAACCAAAAGAAACAUCAUUUCCCUCUUAGUUCCACUGAGAAAUUCUUGACUAGAAGGAGAAGUGGGUUGUCUACAUGGACAUGACUGCUGCUUUGAACACGUUUUGCUGACUGACUGACUGACUGACCGAGAGUGAGAGAGUUCAGGGAGUAGACAGUAGGUCAGCUUUUAAAGUCCCUGCAUGACAGCAGUGGUGGGCCUGUUAUGUCCUGCGUGUCUCCACUCAUGUUACCCACUCUGCUUUCGUAAUAUCGAUCCUCCUUGGUUUCUUAAGAAAGGGCAAGCAGGUUUAGCAGGCGUCUGUAAUGAAACCCCGGCGUCUGCAGCUAUGUCCUCCUCCCAGGUUUUGUAAUGAGCGGGAGGGGACUGCUCUAUCCUUGUUUGAGUGCAUUUCACUCGCAUUGCUCUGGCCUAAGGUGACUGCAGAAUCGAGAGGAGGAUGUGUAUAUGGAGAAGUGUUAUUAUGUAAGAUGAGAGGGUACAUUCUCUGCCCCUUUUGUGUCUCUGGGUUUAUCCACCUCCCUCCUCCUCAUAGGGUUGAGAGUCCAUUGGACGAGGCUGCAGCUGUGAGGCCCGGUGGCGUCAGUGGCCUUUCUCUGCAAGGAGCUUCAUUGCUGGCAGUCCUAAUUCUGCUAAAAGUGUUUCAAUACUUGGUAGUUCCCUUGUUUUUGUUCCCCAUGUGGAAUACAAGAUGAGAAUUUGCAUCAUUGACUUACACAGGAUGAUGUUAAGAGGGCAAAUCCAAGGUCUGACGAGGGAGUGAACAAACAUGAUGCUACUAAAAGUGUGUGUGUUUAGUCGACAUUGGUUGCUUUCUGAGUUUCCUGAGCAAACCACAGCCCUCUUUUCAGGUUUAGAUCAACCUGUCAAACAGAACUGCCUGUGGUAAUGCAAAUGCAAAAUAACACAGUUGUAAAUGUGACCUCUCUGAGUCCUCUCAGGGGUUCACUUUGCUGCAGUUGCCCAGUCAUCUGCAGGUCUGCUUCCUGUCAAAUCUGUGACUGGAACACUUUUACUGAUGGCUCAGCAGAUUUUAUGCAAGUGUGUGUUUGUGGAGCCAUGCGCUGGUGUGGCGUUGACCCUUAUAAAUCCUUACACAGACAUCUGGUAUGACAUUGUCUGCACUGCAGUGAGCUAAUUCAGGCUUGGAUUUCAGCUGCUGGGAACGCUGCUUUUCUGUGACAAUGGAGAGGUGACGCACAGAGGUUUAACUUUAGAGUUAUGGGCUCGUUUUUUCUACCAGUUAGUUAUUGUAGUCCAUGUGUUUUGAUUCUUUAACAGGUAUUCAGAGGGUUUCUCUGUCAUCCUGUUGAGUUAGGCUGAUCACAUGGGAAAAACAGCAGAGGUUAUUCAUUAGUUUGCAUCGGCCAGAACUUAAUUAAGUAAAGUUAUAAUUAGUCUAGUGUGACUGUGCGCAGAUUGAGGGAAGGCAGUCUCAUAAUUUAAAACAAAAUUGCAAAGAAGCGCUGUCUAGACUCAACAGAGUUAGUUGUAUAUUAUUUUGCAAUAUAGAGACUCAUCGAAUUACCAGAAAACUCUGAUGCACUUUGCCCACUGGUUAAAUCUGGAAGUGAAAAUGUGUGUGGGGGGUGUGUGUUUAAAGUCCAAGAUCGAGAUUUUAUUAUUACAUUUUUUCUUAAAUAAAAACUGACUUAGAUUUCACCCGGGUUGUCAGGUCAGUUUCUAAUCAUCCCUCUAGGGUUUCCGUGCCUGGUUCACUGGUCCAGCCUGUGUAAUCAGUGCCUGGUGCUGAGUGAGCAGGAGAACACAGCGCUGAUCCGUUGGGAACCGAGCAGCUCCUCUCUCCCUCUCUACCCUUGGAGAACAGCAGCGUCUUUGUUGCUCAGGGGCGAAGACUAAAAAGGGAUCGCACUGCAUCCAGUUACAUGGAGUUCAAACAAGCUUAUAUCUGAUUUAAUACCAAAACCAAAAAAACCCUGUAGGACCUGCUUACUGCUUACGAGAAAAAUGAUAAUAUUGGCUCAGUAGAAAAGAGUAAUCUCAUUUUUACCCCUGAGGGCCUUUUGCUUAGUAUUUUAUUUUGUAAAACAUGUCCAAUCAUGACAAGAAUCACCAAAACAGUGUGGGUUGUUUUGACCAUAUAUGCUGUCAGUAUCACAAACAUAGUGUAUUUAUUUUCAUAAUUAUUUUGACUGAAUACAUGACACGAUUUCAGUGUAGGGAGGUUAGCUUUGUUAACAGAGUCAUCAGUUUAAUGACCACAGUUCAUGUUCAGACUCACAUUCAUGCAGACACACCACAAACAGUUUACAUCUACCUGUAGAUGAAAGAAGUUCCUUUUUUUUAAUAUUUCUAUUUUAGCCAAGCAGCAAAUUCAAACUUUUUGUUCAGACAUUACAUUGCAGGAAAAACAGUUGGUUCAUAGUUGUGUUGCAGAUCAAUUUACUGUUUUUUUGUCUGAUUCAGUUUGUGAAAUAGGCAACUUUUAAGCUUAAAAUCACAAUGAGCACGAACAAAAUUUAUGUAUUAACCAAAGAAUCAAAAGACAGAAUCCUUCUAUUCCUGACAUCUUACUUUCACCUGCUGUAUCAUGAUGUCAUCUCAUCUGAUGAACAGCAACAGGUGCAACAUAUUUGGUCCCACAAACAGACUAACGAGCACCAAACCAGAGGCCCAAUUAGAUCAGAGCAACAAAGAUGAAGGCUUUCUGAUUGGAUGAAGAUGAAAGGUGAGCAAAUGAUUUAGACUAGAGCAGAAACAAGAAAGACUCUGCUCGUCAUGCGAUUGGAUUACGCCAGCGACUCCUCUCCAACAGCCAGAAACAGAGGGGGGUUUGUGUGUCUGUGCGGCCCGGCAGCAGUAGCAGCAGCAGCGUCAUCCCUGUUCAAACUGGCCAGAGCUUCCUGCGAGCCAAAACAGACUCCAUGCCAGCCAGGGUCUUUGUGAAACAAAAGGCUGCUAAUGAGGGGGGAUGCGUGUGUGAGAUGAAUGCUAGUGUCUUUGCUUUGACUCACAUGCUGAGCCAUCAGGUGGCAACAACAGCACAGAUGAACAGUAGAUGGGAUUCAGGUGUUGAUUCUUGUUUCUGUGGAGUUUGUUGAAGAGUUAAAGGAAAACUUUGAUAUUUUUGAGUGUGGAAUAGGGCUGCACAGUAAAUUGCAAUUUUUAUUUAUUGAUUUAUUUUUAUAAAUAUAUCCCAAUAUGAGAAUUUGCAAUAAAUGUCACAAAAAUUGGGGCAUAUCUCACCCAACUGUUAGAUUUAACCUGCCAGGAGGCUAAAAUAUAAUGGACUUGUUGUAGAUCUUUGUGUACAGUUAAUAGGAUCAUUUCUUGUCCACAAGCUGCUGACUCAAACAGCUGAUAUGACGUCAUGUACCUCAAGUGUAGGAUUACACUACUGCUUAGUGGAGGAAAAAAAUGCAGAAAUGCCAUUGCAAUUAUCUCAUUAUAUAAUCAUCAUUUUAAUUUUUUUCUACAACCCCCAUCCACAGCCAUCAAAAGCUAGGUGUGUCUCAUCCAUCCUUCUUCUUUCCGUAAUAUUCAAAUGAUUCCCUGGAAGGUUAAUCUGAGGCGUGUCCAUAUAUCUCCUCCACACCAUGUGUCCAUACAUGUUCUGUUUACAGCAGAGCUGUCUGAACAUGUAAGAAAUGUUGCUCAGAAAUGUAUGUCCUAGAUUUUUUUUCAUUCAUCCUCAUGUCCUUAUGUCCCCAGGGUGCCAAGAAACCCUUUACAGAAGUCAUCAGAGCAAACAUUGGUGACGCCCACGCCAUGGGCCAGAAACCAAUCACAUUUCUCAGACAGGUAGGACCACUUUUUGCAUAUUUGUUUCAGGAUAUUUGACUAUAAUCCCCUGUGUGCACUCAUGUUUCAUGCAUUUUCAGUUCUGGUUGUUUCCUCUUUAAGGUCUUGGCUUUGUGUGCUUACCCUGAACUCUUGGAAGACAACAAGUUUCCAGAAGACGCCAAGCAAAGAGCGCGGCGAAUUCUUGAGGCCUGUGGCGGCCACAGCAUAGGUCAGACAACUCCCCUUUUCUCCGCCAACCACAGUCGCAUCCCAUCUUUCCAAAACACACAUGUCAGGGCUACCCGCCUCCAUUUGACUACUCAUUAAUAAUUGAUCAGGACAGUUAGAGCACUAUCUAAACGGAACAACAACUAAUCAAUGCAGCACACUCUGUUUGAAUCAAAGUUCAUGUUUCGUGUGUUAAAGGGGCGUACAGCGCGAGCCAGGGCAUCGAGUGUGUGCGUCAGGAUGUGGCGCGCUACAUUGAGAAGAGAGAUGGCGGGAUCCCCUCCAAUCCAGACAACAUCUACCUCUCCACCGGGGCCAGUGAUGCUAUUGUGGUACGAUUUACACUUUUAUUGUCUCCACAUAAGUGCAGACAAAGUGAAGAGCGGGCAUCCUCAAAUUUUAUGAGUUUGUGGUUUCCAUAAAUCUGUCGCACAUGACCUACUUUCCGGAUAUUCAGCCUGUGAAUCUCGUCUCUGUUCAUGUUAAUUAUACACUUUGCUGUACUUUGUACAUCUGUAACUUGAUUCCACCCAGAGACCUUUGUCACUUUUUCACUGCCAGAACAACUUUCUCUUGUUUUAUGUAACCUAAUAAGGCGAAUGAAUGACCUCCAGAUACUCUCAGCUACUGCCCUACGUGAUACCUGCUGUAAAACCCUGACAUGUUUGGCCCAUUAAAGUUAUUUGCUCAGCUGAUAUGAAAUUAAUCUGUCAUGCGCUCUGUGGGCGCUUUUCAUAUUUAUACUUCACAGCUAGUUUUCUUUACUUUAGCUAAUUAGAUUGGUCGUACAUUACCUCAAUAUUUUGCAUUGAUAGUUUAUUUUCCAGACUCAAAACCCACCUGUUCAGAUUAGAACACUCCUUACAAUGUAUCUUGACAUGUUUUUGUUUGUUUUAUUAAUACAUACAUGUAUAUAUACUUUAUUUGUUUGUUUGUUUGUUUGUUUGUUUUGUUUUCUCUAUUGCUUUUAUCCUGCUGUUUUUACCCUGUAGAUUGUCAAGAAAGACGCUUAUAAAUAAAAUGUAUUAUUAUUAUUAUUUCAACGAUACAGAUAUGCAAUAAAUGAUCAGUUAAAUUUGUUUUACAAAAGUCAAAAAUGCUGUGUUUUCAGCUGGAAAAACCCCUUACAGUGUUUUUAAACAUUGAAAAUAACUAGAGAGAUUAUUUGUUGUGUUGCUUGAAGGUCAUAAAAGAAGCAUCAAUAUCAAUCUGUUUCUCUCUGUCUUAUCCCAGACCAUGCUAAAGUUGCUGGUACGCGGCGAGGGACGUGACCGUACAGGAGUGAUGAUCUCCAUCCCUCAGUACCCUCUGUACUCAGCGGCCGUGGCAGACCUGGGUGCGGUGCAGGUCAGUUAUUACCUGGAUGAGGACAAGUGCUGGGGUUUGGAUGUUGCAGAGCUCAGGAGAUCUCUCCAUGAAGCCAGGCAGCACUGCAACCCCCGUGUCCUCUGCAUCAUCAACCCUGGGAACCCCACAGGUAUGUCUGCUGGAAGGACUGUAUGCAGCGUUUCUUUUUUUUUUGUCAGCGAAUUUCUGCACACCUAACUUACAUUUUAAUGUGUGGCAGGUCAGGUCCAGAGCAGACAGUGCAUAGAGGAUGUGAUCAGAUUUGCUAAAGAGGAGCAUCUCUUCCUCAUGGCUGAUGAGGUAAUAUGCCCAUGCCUUGUUUUUUUUCUUAGCACUUUUUAACACUCCUUUUGGUUACGCCCUCAUAUUUUGAUCCUGUUCCAGGGCUUGGCACUUACUUUUUUCACAAGGAGCACAUGUGCUCCUAAGUUGAAAAAGUAAGGAGAACACAAAGAACAAUGAAAAUUGAUCAAAUAAUGUGUGUCUUAUUGGCCGACAUAAGUACUAUUAUUUGAAAUCAGUUUGAGGUGUUUUGGUCACAUGUCGUGGAAGCUAGUGUAGAAAAUUGUUCAAAAUUUGUCUUUAAAUUGAACACAAAAAAUUUUUAGAGGACAAAUUAAGGAAAUAAAGAGGUGUGUCUUAUUGUCCGACCUUUGUACUAUUGUUUGAAGUCAAUAUUAGAUCAAUUGGCCACAUGACAUGGAAGCUAUUGAAGGAAAACAGCCUUUUUUGAGAACAUCAACCAGUAAUUUAUUGAUGGUCCCUUAUUCAAUACCCAGCGUUGACAGCAAGUGUACCGAGUAGAUUUAUCCACGCUGCUGUUGUUAUUCCUGGUUAUGGAGAGUAAGAAGACACCGGUAGAUCCACGGUGAAUGUCAGUCGGAUAUCCAACCUAAAACUAACUUCACAGCAGUAUUUACAUGAAAAAGCAUUUGUUGCCUUGGCUGAUUUUUUUUUUUACGAGCAUGUCCCCCUAAAUACAUUUUACAAUUCGCACACAUCUAUUUUUAGUCGCAAAUGCCAGUGAAACGGUCGCACUGUCGAGCCCUGUGUACUGUUGUCUAUCCUGGCAUUGCUUCAUCCGUCGAAACCUCACAUGAACUCUCGCUUCUAAAUGUGCAAACACAUAAAAGUUGUUGUUCUCGUUUUCACUCGUUAAGAACUUUUUAUUGUAACGCUGGUCCCAUGAGUCACUUUCUUUUACUACUCAAGACUGUAAUUAGCUUCAGUUGUUACGCAACCAGAGUGAGAAUGGCUGUACCUAUUAUAGAGUUGUUGCACAUUUGAUUUUGCACAGACUGGUUUUGUUCUGUUUUUAAUCCGCUUUCUUUUUCUAGGUGUACCAGGAUAACAUAUAUGCAGAAGGCUGUCAGUUUCACUCCUUUAAGAAAGUGUUGUUUGAGAUGGGACCAGAGUACUCAAGCGCAGUGGAGAUGGCCUCCUUUCACUCUACCUCCAAGUGCUACAUGGGAGAGUGAGUAACUACACACACACUUAUAUAUCUAAAUGGCCCUUGGAGGUGUUGUAAGUUCUUGGGAUGUAGUGUAAACCUCCUGGAGUAAAGGUGAGUCCUUGUGUUUGACUCCCUCCUCUCCUCUGUUUGCUCUGCUAGGUGUGGAUUCCGUGGAGGAUACAUGGAGGUGAUUAACAUGGACCCUCAGGUGAAGGCCCAGCUCACCAAACUGGUGUCAGUGCGCCUGUGCCCUCCAGUGCCUGGACAGGCUCUUCUGGACCUGGUGGUGAACCCGCCCCAGCAAGAUGAGCCCUCCUACGCCACGUUUAUGAAGGUCUGAUGAAACGCAUACAAACUGGCACACAUCCUGGUAGUGUUUUAGUGUGUGCAAACACUGAAUUUACUUAUGUAAACUCUAGCUGUAUAAUCUGUGUACAGAAAGCCUGUACUGAGUUUGCCGAAGUCUUCAUGCGAGUACUUUGAAAGGAGGAGCUCUGAAUCCUGUUCUAUGACUAUGCAGUCAUGUCUCUCCAAAAAUAGACCAAACAUCAGUAAAUGAAAUAAUGCACCCGCUAACUUUGCAUACCAUUGAUGUUUUGUAGAUCUCUAUCGGUUAGAUUACUGUUCAGCGGAGACAUUGUGCCUUAAGCAAUCAAUGAAAGGCGUCAAAAGAUUAUCCCCUUUUCAAAAGCAGGAACAGCAUCCAGACCUGUGUAACUGGCUGGACAAGAUUUAGAAAAAUGUUCUCACCCAGUGACCCAAAAGAAAGAAAUCUUGUCCUAAACCCUCAAGCAAAAAGAGAAACUUCUGUUUGAAACGAGGUCAAAGUAAAGAUUUGAAUGUAAUGCAGUCUUAAUGACAGAUAAGAAAAGAUCUUUCCAACCCUCUUCCUACACACUCCUGCUUAAUUUAUGCAUUUGCAUGGAGAGUCAACCACCUUUUGAGUGCCGUCCAAACCUUCCAAGUGUGGAGUGGGAGUGGGUUGUUGGACCUUUCAACAGCAGUCCUGCACCACUACGGGCCAACUUACCAGAUUUAAUACGGUUACUUAGUCAUGGUAGAUGCUGCAUAUCAGAAUCAGAAAUACUUAAAUAAUCCCUAAGGGGGAAAUAGCUAUAUGUUACAGUAACUCCAGUGCAAAUAAAGUAGAAGAGGAGAUACAUAAUAGAUAAAAUGAGUAAAAAUAAAGAGAUAAUGUACAAGUAUGUACACUAUGUACAACACAAAAUAGUAAAACAGUGAGCAGAGUCCAGGUAAAGACGACUGACUGAGGGUGUCAGAGUCACUGAGGGAGGAGUUAAAAAGUCUGAUGACCUGCUGAAGAUGCUCCUCUGCAGGACCAGUAUGUUGUAUCCACAAAGAAUAAGACAUGACUAUCAAGAUCAAAUGUUACCACAUACUCAAAGCCUGACUUCAGAGGGAGCACUUCAUAGUGGAGUGUAACUGAGAAGCAACUGGUGUGAGAAAGAGCCAUGUACUGGCUCAGUAUGGUGUGUGGUCUGCUGGGUGUUGCAAUGCUUCAAUUGGCCACAAGGGGGCUAAAUGACCACUUAAUACAGAAUAUGAUGUUUUUAACCAUGGAGCUGGCCACUUGAAAUGCCACUUAUACUUCAGUUAUAAAACAUUUUAUCUAUUUAAUACUGAUAUGAACACAUUGUUGACUGUCAACUGCAGCCUUGUGAUCCACCUGGGAAAGUCUGGAUUUCACAAGAUAAUUUGAGCAUUAGAAAACAUCACUAUUAUUCUCACUUUAUUUGUAUUUUUAUGUAUUCUUCUGGACUUCCGUUCUUGUGACCUUUCACCCCUGACAGCUCCACUCUUCUCUCCCAUCAGGAGCGGACGGCAGUGUUAGCAGAUUUAGCGGAGAAGGCCAGGCUGACGGAGCAGAUCUUCAACACGGUACCAGGUAUCACCUGUAACCCAGUGCAGGGGGCUAUGUACACCUUCCCCCGCAUCACUCUACCUCAGAAGGCCAUCGAUAAGGCAAAGGUCUGCAUCACACUUUUACAUUUAACUGCUUAACAUAACCCUGAAUUACUGUUCCUGUGUGAUUUAAGUGUAUGUGUGCAUAAAUCCACAGGAGGAAGGAACGGUCCCUGACAUGUUUUACUGUAUGAAACUGCUGGAAGAGGAGGGAAUCUGUUUGGUACCAGGAAGUGGCUUUGGCCAGAGAGAGGGAACUUUCCACUUCAGGUUAGUGCAUCUAAGGCUGUAACAGUUACAGAUUUUCCAAUUAUAGAGUUGGUGUAUUUAAAGCAUUAACUUCUAAGUUAUCACCUGAUUUGAUUGAUUCUGUUGCUUUGUCCAGAAUGACCAUCUUGCCUCCGACCGAGAAACUGAAAGUCGUCCUGCAGAAAAUCAGCGACUUCCACCAGCGGUUCACUAAAGAGUUUUCAUAG